CCCAGAAUCAAAUCUAUGUCAGACGGAUUGAUUUUUGAUCAAAUUUACGCCAAUUUGCCGAUCUCUUGUGGAAAGUUUAUUUUACUGGCUACUCAGAUGUUAAAAAGAAAAGGAGAUAAAAAUACAGGACAAAAAUUACGAAAGGUUCACUUACAAAAUAAAAUCUUGCAAGUGAAUAUUGAAUUUCUCUUGAUUUCAAACUAGGCUUGCAGUGUGAAUAGCAAAGAUGACACAUGCGCCGAGAUCCUUCCCUUCUCUUCUCGUCUAGGGAACACCACUGCGAGUGCGAGGUCUUAUCUCCGCGGGCUACAUGCCCGCAACCUGACUAAGCGACGUCAACAGAGACGCAAAUUCAAACAGCCGGAAAGCGGAAAGUCGCGACGGCCGAUCGUGUCACGCUGAGGUUUUCUCGGGUUAAUCUCGGUUUAAUCCCCCGCGAUGAAAACGCAGUACGAGCAACCGACACUCGCUGUGCUUAACGCGGAUGCCCAAUGGGAGAAACGUCCUCGAGAACGUCGUCACCGCGAGAACGCCGAAAGCGAGAAGCGAGAGAAGAGUCCCCGUAAGAAUUGAAAGAACGAGCCGGUUUGCGAGUUUGCUAGUACUAUUCUCACUAUUUUCUCGUUCACUUACAUACCUCUCCCGUUAUACACAACUCGCUCAUACACAACUCGUGCGUGCAACAUAGAAUCCGCGCGGGGAUACCGUCUAACGUAGGCACGUGAAACAGGUGUUUGUUUUAUCAAUGAGACAGACCUGACAUGUCUUACACUGAACUGGAACAUGGUUACCAAGGUCUCAGGAAUGCGAAUAGACCGAUGUUUUACAUAGGAGACAUAAAUACAGUGCAACCGUCUGUCAUUCCUUCAAUCUAUCAUUCAUCGAAGAGACCUGAAUUAUCGGAAGGCACUCAAAAUGAUGCUUAUAUGGGCGGAAGCGAUGUGGAAGGAGAGGGAAAGCAAGUUCUGGUUGGGAUAUGCGCAAUGGCGAAGAAAUCGCAGAGUAAACCAAUGAAAGAGAUUUUGACGAGGCUCGAGGAAUUCGAGUAUAUAAAAAUCGUUGUUUUUCCAGAAGAAGUGAUAUUAAAGGAACCUGUAGAAAAUUGGCCUAUAGUCGACUGCUUAAUAAGUUUCCAUAGUAAAGGUUUCCCCCUUGAUAAAGCUAUCAAUUACGCGAAUUUACGUAAACCAUUUAUCAUUAAUCAUCUGCCGAUGCAGUAUGAUAUCCAGGAUCGAAGAAGAGUUUAUGCCAUACUGGAGAGUGAAGGAAUCGAAAUUCCACGAUACGCUGUUCUUGAUAGAGAUUCGCCAGAUCCGAAACAGCACGAAUUGGUGGAGUCGGAGGAUCAUGUGGAGGUGAACGGUAUUACUUUCAACAAACCAUUUGUGGAAAAACCAGUAUCUGCCGAAGAUCAUAAUAUCUAUAUUUAUUAUCCCACUUCUGCCGGUGGAGGAAGUCAGAGAUUAUUUAGAAAAAUAGGUAGUCGUAGUAGCGUAUAUUCUCCAGAAUCUCGCGUUCGCAAGAGUGGUUCUUAUAUCUAUGAAGAUUUUAUGCCUACCGAUGGCACUGACGUUAAAGUUUACACUGUGGGACCUGAUUACGCUCACGCGGAGGCGAGGAAAAGUCCUGCUCUUGACGGCAAAGUCGAAAGAGACUCGGAGGGUAAAGAAAUUCGCUAUCCGGUGAUACUGAACAACGCCGAGAAACUUAUUAGUAGAAAAGUAUGUUUGGCCUUCAAGCAAACGGUGUGCGGCUUCGAUUUAUUGAGAGCAAACGGCCAGUCAUUUGUGUGUGACGUAAAUGGAUUUAGUUUUGUAAAGAACUCGAAUAAGUAUUACGAUGACUGUGCCAAGAUUUUGGGGAAUAUGAUACUCAGGGAACUGGCUCCCACGUUACAUAUUCCGUGGAGCGUUCCCUUUCAAUUGGAUGAUCCACCUAUUGUGCCAACUACAUUCGGCAAAAUGAUGGAGUUGCGUUGUGUCGUAGCGGUUAUCAGACAUGGUGAUAGAACCCCAAAGCAGAAAAUGAAAGUAGAAGUGCGUCAUCCAAAAUUUUUCGAGAUAUUUGCAAAGUACGAUGGUUAUAAGCACGGCCAUGUGAAAUUAAAGCGUCCUAAGCAGUUACAAGAGAUACUCGACACAGCACGUAGUCUACUAGCAGAAAUACAGCAUCGUGCGGCGGGACCAGAGUUGGAAGAAAAACAAGGGAAAUUGGAGCAGCUCAAGAGUGUUUUGGAAAUGUACGGACAUUUCUCUGGCAUAAAUCGUAAAGUCCAAUUGAAGUAUCAACCGCGAGGUCGGCCGCGGGGAAGUUCUUCCGACGACGGUAGUGAUCUUAAUCGAUUGGGAGAACCGUCUCUGGUCUUAAUAUUGAAAUGGGGCGGAGAACUGACGCCGGCCGGACGUAUUCAGGCAGAAGAAUUGGGACGAAUAUUCCGCUGCAUGUACCCCGGUGGUCAAGGUAGACACCUUAGUGAGGAAGAAUCAGAGAUGUUACCAAAUCACGGUGAAUACGCAGGUGCGCAAGGAUUGGGUUUGUUACGCCUGCAUUCCACAUUUCGCCAUGACUUGAAAAUCUACGCUAGCGAUGAAGGACGCGUGCAAAUGACCGCAGCGGCCUUUGCAAAGGGACUACUUGCAUUGGAAGGAGAGCUAACACCCAUUUUAGUACAAAUGGUGAAAAGUGCGAACACUAAUGGCCUUCUGGACAAUGAUUGUGAUAGUAGCAAAUAUCAAAACAUGGUGAAGACGCGUUUGCAUGAGCUGUUGCAACAGGACAGAGAAUUUACUCGCGAGGAUCGGGAACAGAUCAAUCCGGGAAAUGCUUUGAGCAUAAAUGCCGCUUUAGAUUUUGUUAAGAAUCCGGUCCGAUGUUGCCAGCACGUUCACACGCUCAUCCAGAAACUUCUGGACAUUGUGCGAAUUAAGAAGGAAGAUCUAAAAACAAAGGACACGAUACUCUAUCACGGCGAAACGUGGGAACUGAUGGGACGUCGUUGGGGAAAGAUAGAGAAAGACUUUUGCACGAAGAACAAACGUUUCGACAUAUCUAAAAUUCCUGAUAUUUACGACUGCAUAAAGUACGACUUGCAACAUAAUAAUCACACGUUGCAGUUCGAACACGCGGAAGAACUGUACACAUACGCUAAAUCCUUAGCGGAUAUAGUAAUUCCUCAGGAAUAUGGUUUGACAGUACAGGAGAAACUGACUAUCGGUCAAGGCAUAUGCACCCCUUUGUUGAAAAAAAUACGAGCCGACCUGCAACGAAAUAUCGAGGAAUCUGAAGAGACUGUCAAUAGGCUUAAUCCUAGAUAUUCUCACGGUGUAUCAAGUCCAGGACGCCAUGUACGUACAAGGCUGUAUUUUACAAGUGAGAGUCAUGUACAUUCCUUGUUAACUGUGUUACGUUAUGGCGGUUUACUUGAUGUGGUGAAAGACGAACAGUGGCGGCGCGCGAUGGAAUAUGUCAGCAUGGUCUCUGAAUUGAACUAUAUGUCACAAAUUGUUGUUAUGUUGUACGAGGACCCAACCAAGGACCCAAGUAGCGAGGAGCGUUUUCAUGUCGAGUUGCACUUCAGUCCUGGCGUCAAUUGUUGCGUGCAAAAGAAUCUGCCACCUGGUCCUGGAUUUAGACCACACUCUCGUAACGAGAGCAGUCACAAUGUGGGGGAAAAUGGUGGUUCCGGUCAAGAUACUACUUCGCAAUGUAGUACACGGAUAGAAGAAGAGGAUGCGGAAUUGGGUAUUAUUGAGGACGAUCCAGCGAAUACUGCGGCACAAGCUGAUACGCCUCCUCCAUUAAUAGAAACGGACACUAUGGACUCGAUGUUGGACAGUCCAACGACCAGUCGCGGGAUCGAUAUGAUGGAUCUAGAUCCAAAUAUGAUGGACGAACCGUACGACAGUGGAUUCUUACAAGGCUCGGCACCGAUUCCCAUUAGCGCCAGAACCGUAGCUGGGCACGAAGCUGCUAGACUCGGUAGUCAACUGGCGGCGACUCAACGACAGCGGCGAAGUAGGGAGGCAGGGAACAUCGUGGAACCGCGAGCGCGAAGCUACGAUCAUCAACGGCAAGAGAAGCCCGAGAAAGCUGCGGACAAGCUGCAGUAUCAGAGCUUGGACGCGGUCAACAAAGAAGUCACGGAGCCAAUUUCGGAGGAAUUUCGCGACGAGGAAUGCUCAUGGAAAUUAGCGAUACUGUUACAGUCGCAUAGCUCGCCGGAGUUGCCGGUUUCGCCGAACAAGAGCUUCGCUUCUUCGUGCUUGCUUCGCAAUACGCGCAACGAUAGACAGCUAUCCGCCAAUCUUUGCUCGUUGUCCGAUUCGUCAUUCGCGAGCGUCAGCAAUCUGCCGGAGAGAACUGUUACCGGAUAUCGUGAUCGCGGCAGAAAGUACGAACGAUCGCGCUCCGAAAUGACCUUGCUCCCAACUGUCGAACUUUGCGACACGCGAUCGCGGAUCAUUCAACCUGAUCCUACCUGCACAGCAAGGCGCCACCGUCACAGUAUCUCCGGACAGAUGAGUUAUUUCAAGUUGCUGGGCUAUAACAUUAGCAAGAAACUCACCGGCUCGGCCAAUAGUCUCUUCAGCACCGCCGUGAUAAGUGGCUCCUCGAGCGCGCCGAACCUGAAGGACAUGGUACCACCUCAUGCAUCCGCAGUUGCCGCGAUAGAAGGCUUCGGCGGAGUGCCGCCAAUUAGACCUCUGGAGACUUUGCAUAAUGCCUUAUCGCUGCGUCAACUGGAUUCUUUUUUGGAGAUGAUGACUACCGCACCAUUGUAUAGAACUCCGGCCUCGUCGCCGCCAAAAUCAUCGCCGGCUGGAUCGACGCACGAAUCGCUCAAUCCACCCCUCGGCCACGUUGGAAUCAGUCGCGAGUAUCAUUCUUCUGACACGGAAGCUGUCAGAUACAUUACGCCGACAUCGAUACGGUAUAAGCCUCUUGGCGAAGCAGAAACGUGUGACGCCAGGAAUCUACCCUCACCUACCAGUCCGAACAGCACGGGAUGGAGUAGCGAACCGCAAUCUUUUCUAUCUUCCGAACCAUCGUCACCUGCGCCAACGUCAACCGGGGAAUGCAGUAUGUCUAUAAGUUUGACCAGUAACGAGAGUGCUCAACUCUUUAUCGCACCAAAAUUCUCCCCAACUUCCUGCCUGGACGUCGAUUUUAAUGAAUUUUGUAUUUGUCUCGAUCAAGAGAAUCGAGAAAGUCGCGGCAGCGUCUCAUAUACGGAUUAUUACAGCAACGAGGAUGGUCAGAUACGCAAAAUAACGCAAAUACCGCAAAUGAUACAGUCAGGUGUCAGCGGCAGCGGCAGCGGCGGCGGCGGCGGCGGCGGCGGCGGCGGCGGCGGCAGCGGCGCGCAGACAAAGCUCGUGUGCCGCGAUGAUAUUUCUUGCGAUAACAUCGACGAAGACGAGGACCAUACAUUGACUUUGAAACAGACGGAGGAGCAAAAGAAACAAGACGUUAAGUCGAUUUUCGAGCAGAGGGAUGAUGUUAAUCCAUCAAAACUAAGCGGCAGCUAUAAAAAAAUCGGACGCUUCUUGGUGGAAAGUAUGGAUAUAUCGUACGGCGAUGUUCGAAUUAAAGACACCGACAACAUUGGUAUUUCUGAUAAAGUGAAACUAUCUACCUCUCAAAAGUCCGAUUCGUCGAGCGCGGGCAAAUCCACUGUGGAAAAGGCGAAAAGAGAUUCCAAAAAGAACAGUGGCUCGCACGUAAGUUCCCAGAGGCGAAAGAAUUUUUCUCGGUCGCAAAGCGUUACCACACCGAAGUCAGUCGUAUCGAAACCCGAACCGAGUUUCAGUUACUCACGACAGAGUUCGUUCUCGAUCAUGUCGGACGCGAAUUUGGAAAACUGGAAUUUGAACGUGGAUCCGAGCCAUCCCUCAAGAAUAAACCAACAAAGAGAGCCUGUACUCACCAUAGCCAGCAGUCUCACGGAUAACUCCAACGUCACUAUGGGCUUCGAUGUUAAAAAGGAGGAAAAGAAAUAAAUAUUUAAUCGCAAAUUUAUUCCGACUUUUUUGUCGCCCACGUGAUAUUUGAUCUAUUCUUACAAGCGUUUUAGCAUUUUAUGCUACUAGACUUAGAGAUGAUAGUUUAAAUGUCUUUCCUGUUGACUGAGAAAACUAUAACAUGAAAUACAGCAAGUAUCAAGCAUGGCUGGACAGGCUAUUUUGAUGUUUCGUAGCGUUGUUUAUUAAGGCUGAUAAAAGUAUAUAACCAGAAUCACUUGUUUAGAGAGAAUUAUAAUGGCGGAACUUUGAAAUCCCGUCUCCUCCCAAGUCCUCCUUGUAGUGUAUAUAACACUGCAAGAUAUUAAAGCAAAUGAAGUCGAUUAUAUUCUCGUUUUAGCUGAGAAAUAUCUAACAGGAAGUAAUUAAUUUUUCUGAAUCGUUUCGUGAUUUGAAAAACGAAUAUAUUUUAUCAAUACGAAUAAAAUAAUCACGAUAGUUGGCCUUAAACUAUGUAGCAAACAUUUGACUUGAAAUGUUACGGAUCUUUUAUGAAAAGAAAAAAAGAUCAACGAAUUAUUUGACUGACAAUUAAAAUCAAAAAAGAAUUAAUCCUUUUCCUUAUUCACAUAGUACUACCUGCGGUGCGCUUUGAUUAAUUUUCAAUUUUAUUUAACAAAUUUACACAUAUUUGUAUUAUAUGAUUCUUAAUAUAUCUCUUUUGUGAGAGUUUAUUUAUUUAAAAACCAAAAAUUACGGAUUCUUAAAUGAUCGAUGAUAAAUUUUCUAUCGUUUUUUGAUUUUAAGAACCUUAGACAAGUAUCAUUCUGCGCAGCAAUAUACUCUCUAGGAUCAUCGCUAUUGACUGUGAAUUACUAUAACAUUUACAUACGUAGAGGAAAAGUUAUCUCUCUUUCUAAAGAGAUAACUGCAGAUGUACAAACGUUGUGUAGAUAACAUUAUGUGUACUUUGAUUAAAUAUGACUAAAAAAUAGGAGAAGUACGAAGAAAAACGUAUACGUAUAAUUACAAAUGUUUAAAGACACCUUUUUAGAAA
This is a messenger RNA of Pogonomyrmex barbatus (red harvester ant), 7017 nucleotides long. RefSeq names its product inositol hexakisphosphate and diphosphoinositol-pentakisphosphate kinase. Gene Ontology annotation, cellular component: cytosol. The record is from RefSeq and is a predicted model, not a curated record. Lineage: Eukaryota; Metazoa; Arthropoda; Insecta; Hymenoptera; Formicidae. Gene Ontology annotation, biological process: inositol metabolic process; inositol phosphate biosynthetic process. Gene Ontology annotation, molecular function: 5-diphosphoinositol pentakisphosphate 1-kinase activity; inositol hexakisphosphate kinase activity.